This is a messenger RNA of Brenthis ino (lesser marbled fritillary), 339 nucleotides long. The record is from the annotation of a GenBank genome assembly. NCBI's taxonomy places the organism in Eukaryota, Metazoa, Arthropoda, Insecta, Lepidoptera, Nymphalidae.
AUGGCUUUAAAGGUUGUUCUCGCUUUGUGCGCUAUUGUAGCAAUCGCAGCAGCAGUGCCUGCUCAAUCUGGCUGGCCCGGUGCUGAGGCUGGUGGUCCACCAGCUGUAGGAGCAAACCCAUGGAUUCCACCAUGGAUUGCCUCUGCCCCAUGGUUCCCACGAUGGGUACCAUGCACCACUGUCGGAUCCGCCUGCCUUGACUGCUCAACCAAACUUGUAUGCACUAAAAUAGGUGGUAUGCAACGCGCCUGCAGUGACCCGACAUUGCCAUACUGCAACCUAGGAGAAUGCUCCGCCACGCCAUCAGCUGAGUGCGCAGUUCCCGCAGAUCCCGCUGCC